CCUUUGCGUACAAAGGUCGCAUCGAAGCAAACAUUUGGAAGUUUCGUAGUUCGUUGUUGCGAAGUGUUAGUUAAGUGAUGUGAUUCUUGCUUGGAUUAAUUGGAGGUGAACAGAUCUCAUGAUGGAACGGCUGUCAAAGUAUCUCAUAAUUAUUACUUCACUUAUGACAAUAAAGCUCACUAUAACAGAGAGCAAGAACAACACUAAAUCUAAAAUAGAUAGACGCUUUUACCAGAUGCCCGUUUUCAUCAACGUUUGUGAUAUCGUUGACAGAAGAUCUAAAGUGCACUGCUAUUGUGACAGUAACAAACCUAAAUUAGCAACUCGCGCUGACUGUUGGAUAUUUAGUGGGGAGCUUCCUGAAGACGAUCCAAUUUGGCCAAGUUUUACAUCACAAUCUGAACUAGAGGAACUCAUAUUUAAUGUCCGCACCGAUGACGCAUUAACGUUUAUACCAGCCAAAGCAAUAGUUAGACUUGACAAGCUGAAAUACAUACUAAUACAAUUCGGGACCAUCAAAAGAAUACCGCCUUAUGCCUUUACAAAUUCUUCAACUGUCCGACAGAUUGUACUUAAAUCAAAUAAAAUAUCAGUACUGGAGAAACAUUCAUUCUCCCAACUCAUGAUGCUUUCGAAUCUAAGCUUAGAUGACAAUCAAAUAACCGAACUUAGAAGAGAUGUAUUCUUUAACCUUCCAAACUUACAUAUACUACAUUUAUCAAAUAACAACUUGAGCCUAUUACAUGAAGGAUGCUUCAAACACCUAAACAAUUUAAUCGAGUUGAAACUGGAUUCAAAUUACAUAUCGGUUGUUACAAAAGAGAUGCUCGAAGGUCUCGAGAACCUUUCAAGAUUAAAUUUGAGAAGCAAUAAGUUAACAAUGAUCGGUAACUUGGCUUUCAGCGAAUUGUGGGGAUUAAAAGAAUUGAUGUUAGACAAUAAUGCAAUUGAGUAUAUAUCAGAGAGGGCGUUCGGUGGCUUGUUGCAAUUAAGGAAGUUAACGCUAUCCGGAAAUAAAUUGACUUCGUUUUACGAGAAUAUACUUGAAGAUAUCAGAAGCCUGUCUAUAUUGGAUUUAAGGGAUAAUCUAUUGACGACGAUUUCGUAUGAAACCAUUCGCCCUGUUGUUGAAAAUGACAAAUCGCUCUCAGCUGUGGUUUAUUUGGAUGGUAAUCCUUUCACGUGCAACUGUCGACUAUCCUGGAUCUACGCUCUUCGAAAUGAAACCAAGGAUAAUAAUCUGCGGCAUGCACUCGAUAAAAUAACGUGUAUCGACGAUGUUGUAAUUGAAAAUACUGCAAAAAUACAAACUAAAGAAGAUAUAGAUAGCGCUAAUGUCUUAGCUGAUGAUAGUUAUGAUUACUACGAUAAAAAUGAAGAAGAUAAUGCUGAAAGAGAAAAAAUAAAAUUCGAUAAAUCAAUAAAGCUAGUUGAUUUACCAGUUGAAAAACUUCCUUGUCCCAAAGAUAUACUUCAAUCUAUAGAAGAAUCUUAUGGGCACCCAAUCCAAAAUGAGAUACGACUAAAAGCAUUUUCAAAUAAUGCGCGGAAUUUGCCGAGUAUUCUACUAAUUUUAAUAUUAGUAAUUUUUGUAUAAAUUGUUCAAAAUUGUGAAUCAAAAAUAUUUGUGAUAUUAGAUGUUAAAUAUUUGGAUAUAUAAACAAUAUGGAAAUUGUAAAAAGUUUUUAAGGCCUAUUAAUAAGUUUGGCUUAGCCUUCAUGGAACAACGUUAUAUCUUGAUAAUUUGUAAAAGUAUGGAGGAAUAGUUACGUAGCAAUUAAGACAUUACGUUUUUUCGUAGUUUACUAUAUAAAUUCAGAUAGUAUUUACUUAUAUUAUUUAAAUAUUAAACACCUGUACAUAUUACUAUAUAUUAUGAGUGUAAAAUAAACAUUAACAAUUUGUUAAAAACCUUCCGGAAAAAGCGAAGGUAAAAAUUAAAAUGAAUAAUAAUAUAAGUAACGAAAAGUAAAUUUAAGCUUUUUAAGUAAUUGAAACAGAGAUAAUAACGCCCGACGAUCCUCCGUUUUCGUUGAGGUUAUUGUUUAAGUAAACAAAAGGAGUACAGCAUGGCAUUUUCUUCAGAGAUGUUGGCAAGCAAUUUUAUAGAACAAGUUUAUCAAGCACAAUAUAAACUCGGCCAGUAGUUGAAUAAUAAAUGAAUUGUACAAACUUUUGUCGCGAUCCCUUGUUAAGUGAAAAUGUUGCUAAUAUUUUAAAUAGCAGCUUAAAUAGCGGAAACCUUCAAACACUCUUUAAUUAUGAGCAUGCAUUUAAAUAAGUUUGGUUCAGGCCUGUAUCAGGUAUUUAUAAUAAUUUUAAUAUAACACAUAAGCUCUAAAUCUGACCUAUCUAAUUUUAUUAAUAUUGUGACAUGUUCAACAGUGAGGGUCAAACAGUAACUUUAGACAUAGUCAUGUGUCGUGUUAUUUUUUACCAGUGGGAGGCUCCUUUGCACAGGAAGCGGCCUGAUUAUAGUUGCAACAACGGCGCCUAUUUCUGCCGUGAAGCAGUAAUGUGUAGACAUUCUAAAGGGCGCCGUAGCUAGUGAAAUUACUGGGCAAAUGAGUCUUAACAUCUUAUGUCUCUCAAUUUUUGAGUUUUUCAAGAAUCUUGAGCAUUGUAAUGGGUAGGGCGUAUCAAUUACCACCAGCUAAACGUCCUGCUCGUUUCAUCCCUUAUUUUCACAAAAAACAAAUAUUAACAACAAAUAACUCUUACGGGUGUAAAUGUCAAGUUGUAAAUAUAGAUGUUGCUUUCUCGUGUUUGUUUAAGUUUUGAGGUAAUAAAGUUGUAAAUAACAUAAUGUAGUUUCAUCUAAGUAUCAAACAAAAGAAAACUUGUUAGAGAUUUCAGUUUAUCAUUAUUAAUACAUAAUAUAUAGCUGUUUGGUCUUGUUUUAAUAAAUAUUUCUACAAUAAAA
Messenger RNA from Leptidea sinapis, 2923 nucleotides. Its product is annotated as connectin-like. The record is from RefSeq and is a predicted model, not a curated record. Bases 119 to 1597 code for a protein of 492 amino acids. NCBI's taxonomy places the organism in Eukaryota, Metazoa, Arthropoda, Insecta, Lepidoptera, Pieridae. Gene Ontology annotation, cellular component: plasma membrane. The transcript is spliced from 3 exons. Gene Ontology annotation, molecular function: protein binding.